AUGAUGGUCCACGAUGAACUAAACUCCAAGCUUCGGUUAAGACCUACUCCUGAUGUACCUAAUCUUCCUGGACGAGCUGGCACCAAAUCGGCCGAUAGCUGUGGCAGUCUUGUCUCAAAUGAUUCCUUCUUAUGCACCACAAAUACUGCCAGUCCAACAAUGGCCUCUGGGGAUUCUGCUACUCCGUCCACACACGAGUCUCAUGCGAUUGUUGGUGCCUCGUCGACUUCUCCGGUGUCUUCCAACUUAGCUGGAAUGCACCACAAAUUGGCCGUGAGUCGACAGCGCAAGCGUCGUCCACCUACUCGCACGGAAUCUGGUGAUACUGAAGAGUCAGACGAGAGGCUUGAGACGUCCACUAUGACUCCGUUAAAUAUGGGUUGCACACAAUUUUUUGCCAGUUCCGGUCCAGCAAUCCCACUCCCGUUCUCUCAUUCACCGAUGGAUCUGAUUUCCGAGGAGGGCAGUGAGACUGACGCAAAAACCGUUCAUACUCCGUCAUCGAAAGUCGCCUGUUCAAGCACACUUCAUUCGGAAAUGGUCCAAAAUGACAAAACAUCACCGACUGCCGCUCCUAGACCGUCUGUGAAAUCAGUUGUGUGGCCUAAACGGAACGCUUCGGUGCCGGAGUCGGACAAACCGGUGGCCACCAAUCGUCCAGUCUCCAUGUUUGUUCCACCUUCGGCAACUACUCCCAUACAGCUAGAACGCCAUCAACACCAGCAUCAAAGAUCCUCUCCCGGGCCACAAGCAGACACGGAAAAACCGUUUUCGGCUCUAGGUCCGAAGAAACCACCACGUGUCAAGUCUCUUUCUACUUCCGAACAGCCGAACGAACCCGAUUCACCUAGUAGCCCAUCGAGAACUGAAUUGAAUGUGGAACUUAACUGGGAAGGCGAUCACUCGGCAGUUUCAACGCGUACUGACGAUCAAAUUUCAAAUCCUCAUUCCUCCGCCUCGAUGGACCGGCGCGCGUCAAACGAAUCGCACAGUCCGUAA
Messenger RNA from Echinostoma caproni, 999 nucleotides. NCBI's taxonomy places the organism in Eukaryota, Metazoa, Platyhelminthes, Trematoda, Plagiorchiida, Echinostomatidae. The record is from the annotation of a GenBank genome assembly.